AUGACCUCAGAAAACUUUGUGCAAUCUGCAAUUUCAUGCUUUGAUGGUCAUUAUAAUCAUUGGAGCAUGCUAAUGGAGAAUUUUUUACGGUCUAAAGAGUAUUGGCAUAUUGUUGAAGCCGGGGUAGCAGAACAAGCAACGAGCACAGUGUUAUCAGACCAACAGAAAGCUGAUCUCGAAGGGCAGCGGCUAAAGGAUCUUAAAGCAAAGAACUAUCUCUUCCAAGCAAUUGAUCGCUCAAUCUUGGAAACUAUUCUUUGCAAGGACACUUCUAAACAAAUAUGGGAUUCCAUGAAAAAGAAAUACCAAGGUUCUACAAGGGCAAAGAGGCAGCAGCAUCAAGCACUUCGUUUGGAGUUCGAAACACUUCGAAUGAAGUCGGGAGAGUCAGUCACAGAUUAUUUCUCUCGAACAAUGGCGAUCGUGAAUAAGAUGCGGAUCUAUGGCGACAAGAUGGAGGACGUGACCAUAGUAGAGAAGAUUCUUCGAUCCAUGACUCCAAAAUUUAAUUUUGUUGUUUGUUCCAUAGAAGAAUCUCAUGACAUUGAUGAACUUUCAAUUGACGAAUUACAAAGUUCUUUGUUGAUUCAUGAGCAUAAAUUAAACCAGCACGAGAAAGAGGAGCAAGCUUUGAAGGCCUCCAUAGAAAAUCACUCAGCACCAAGAGAUCACAGAAAACGAGGUAGAGGUCGAGGCAGAGGCUGA
Messenger RNA from Nelumbo nucifera (sacred lotus), 705 nucleotides. NCBI's taxonomy places the organism in Eukaryota, Viridiplantae, Streptophyta, Magnoliopsida, Proteales, Nelumbonaceae. The record is from RefSeq and is a predicted model, not a curated record.